AAAAAAGAUUUUAGUUUAGAUGUUUAAUUAUUUAUUAUAAUGAAUCUCUAUAUAUUUUUACUCAUACUGGGUGCAGUGACAUGUAUAAGUGCUCAGGGGGUGUAUAAACAACGUUUUUUGGAGCAGUACAACAAGAUGCACAACCCAUCUAAUGGAUACUUCUCUUCAAAAGGCAUCCCCUACCAUGCAGUUGAAACUCUAGUAGUGGAAUCUUCAGACUAUGGUCAUGAAACAACAUCGGAAGCACACAGUUACUACAUUUGGUUGGAAUCAAUGUAUGGAGGCAUCACUAAUGAUUUCUCAAAAUUCAACGAAGCUUGGGAGAUCAUGGAGAAGUACAUCAUACCAGUACACGCCAGUCAACCAAACACCAACCUUUACAAUGCUAGUCAUCCUUCUGGGUAUGGACCUGGAGGGAACGUACCUGAAGAUUACCCCAUAGGUCCUGUUACCCCACCAGCACCAGUUGGAGUAGAUCCUUUGUACCAAGAACUCGUCGAUACAUACGGUACUUCAGAUAUAUAUGCCAUGCACUGGUUGACAGAUGUGGAUAACGUUUAUGGAUUUGGUAAUUCUCCAGGGAAUUGCCAAUUAGGACCUGAUGAGCCUGGACCAUCUUUUAUUAACACUUACCAGCGGGGUCCGAGGGAGAACGCUUUUAAAACCAUUCCUCAACCAACUUGUGAUAACUUUAAAUACGGCGGUAAACUCGGUUUUGGCGAUUUAUUUUCUGCAGGAGAUCAUUCUCCCAACUGGAAGUACUCAGUAGCACCUGACGCAGACGCUAGGGCUAUCCAAGCUGCUUUUUGGGCUUCCAGAUGGGCUACAGCUAGUGGACAACUAUCUCAAAUAACAGACACACUAGCAAAAGCCAGCAAACUGGGUGACUACAUCCGUUACUCUUUCUUCGACAAGUACUUCAAACGCAUUGGCAACUGCAUAGAUCCGUAUAAAUGCCCGGGCGGUACCGGCAAAGACGACAGCGCUCAUUACCUCCUCGGCUGGUUUUUCGGUUGGGGUGGUUCCAUAGCCACUGAAUACGGUUAUUCUUGGAGAAUAUCAGAAGGAGUCGCCCAUUUCGGUUACCAGAAUCCAAUGGCAGCUUACGCUUUGAUCAACGAACCAAAUAUGACGCCCAAAUCGCCCACCGCUGUUGAAGACUGGAAAAAAUCUCUCGACAGGCAAUUAGAAUUGUAUGAGUACCUGCAAUCUGUUGAAGGCGCUUUCGCAGGUGGUGUCAAUAACAACUGGAACGAUAGAUACGAAGAACCUCCAGCUGAGUUGAAGGAAAAUACUUUCCACGGGAUGUGGUAUGAUUGGGAACCAGUUGCUUACAAUCCGCCAUCAAACCAAUGGUUUGGUAUGCAGCCUUGGUCUACAGACCGUCUAGCCCAGUACUACUAUGUAACCGGCGAUGAGAAAGUUAAAAGCAUUCUAGAUAAAUGGGUAGCGUGGAUAAUAAAAGAAACCACUGUUACAGAAACUGGAUAUCAAAUGCCCAGCACUCUAGAUUGGGAAGGUACACCUCCAAACGUUCACUGCAAAAUUCGUUACUAUGGCAACGGUGUUGGACCAGCUGCUGCAACAGCUAGAACCUUAUCUUACUACGCAGCCAGAUCCAACAACCAAGAAGCUAAAAACCUUGCUAAAAAUUUGCUAGACACCAUGUGGAAUAACUACAAAGAUGAUUUAGGUGUGGCAGUUGAAGAACAACCGGACUAUUCUUUUAACGAGACAGUUUAUGUACCAGACGGUUGGACCGGGAUGUAUCCAAACGGUGACGUCAUUGAUAGCUCGGCUACUUUUGUCGGUAUUAGAUCGUUUUAUAAAAAGGAUCCUCAAUGGUAUAAGAUCGAAAAUUAUUUAAAUGGUGGACCAGCUCCUAAGUUUACUUACCACAGAUUUUGGGAUCAGACUGACGUUGCUUUAGCUAUGGGAACUUAUGGAUUGUUAUUCGAUGAAUAAAUUUGAUAUUUAAAAAACUGUUUUAUUUAAUAAAUAAAAUGCUUUCUUAUGUUUUCA
Messenger RNA from Psylliodes chrysocephalus, 2022 nucleotides. Lineage: Eukaryota; Metazoa; Arthropoda; Insecta; Coleoptera; Chrysomelidae. The record is from the annotation of a GenBank genome assembly.